GAAGGUGAGAGAGAGAGAGAGACCAACACACACAUACCAACGACAGUUUUCAAAGGAUUUACACUUGAGCUGACCUAUGCCAUGAUAUGAAGACGUUUGAACAGGAAUCUGAUUUUAUGUUACGCUUUUGUGAUGAUUUAAAGCUCGAGUGACCAGAAAAGAGAGUUGAAGAUGGAUUUUUUAGCUUCCUCUUGGAGAAGGUGAGAAAAAAACCCUUAAAAAAAACACAAAAAAAAACAACCAAUCUCCACGACAACCACAAUGGCGAUGUCACAAUACCCCCAGCUCCAGCAGCAGCACAGGUUAACGUGGGGGAAGAGCUACUGCGGCUGUCAUGCCCUGUGGUUCCGACUCCUGUGUCUGGUGGGGGCGUGGUCAGGGCAAGCGUCAUUGGUGAGGCAGGGGACCCAGCGGCACUCCAUCAAAAUUGAGGGGGAUAUCACUCUGGGGGGGCUGUUCCCCGUGCACGCCAGGGGUGCAGCCGGGGCGCCCUGCGGGGAGGUGAAGAAGGAAAAGGGGAUCCAUCGCCUGGAAGCCAUGCUGUACGCUCUGGACCAGAUCAACAGCGACCCCGAGCUGCUGCCCAACAUCACGCUGGGGGCGCGAAUCCUGGACACCUGCUCCCGGGACACCUACGCCCUGGAGCAGUCCCUCACCUUCGUCCAGGCUCUCAUCCAGAAAGACACGUCCGACGUGCGCUGCUCCAAUGGGGAGCACCCCUUCAUCAGCAAGCCCGAGAGGGUGGUGGGGGUCAUCGGGGCGUCGGCCAGCUCCGUGUCUAUCAUGGUGGCCAACGUGCUGCGGCUCUUUGCGAUCCCGCAGAUCAGCUACGCCUCGACCGCGCCAGAGCUCAGCGAUGAUAACCGCUACGACUUCUUCUCGCGGGUGGUGCCCCCGGACUCCUACCAGGCGCAGGCGAUGGUGGACAUCGUCAAGGCGAUGGGCUGGAACUACGUGUCCACGCUGGCGUCGGAAGGGAACUAUGGCGAGAGCGGAGUGGAGGCCUUUCUGCAGAUCUCCAGGGAGGCAGGUGGGCUCUGCAUCGCCCAGUCCAUUAAGAUCCCUCGGGAACCCAAGCUGGGCGAGUUUGACAAGAUUAUCAAGAGGCUGAUGGAGACGUCUAACGCUCGAGGGAUCAUCCUCUUUGCAAACGAGGAUGACAUCAAACGCGUCCUGGAAGCGGCAAAGAAGGCCAAUCUCACGGGUCACUUCCUCUUCGUGGGGUCAGACAGCUGGGGCGCGAAGAUCUCUCCGAUCCUUGACCAGGAGGAUGUAGCCGAAGGAGCAGUCACUAUACUGCCCAAGAGAGCCUCCAUCGAAGGGUUCGAUCAGUACUUCACCUCGCGCUCCCUGGAGAAUAAUCGCAGGAACAUCUGGUUCGCCGAGUUCUGGGAGGACGACUUCAAGUGCAAACUGACGAGACCCGGGAUCAAACUGGAGGAAGGCAGGAAGAAGUGCACGGGGAAGGAGCGGAUCAGCCGAGAUUCUCUGUAUGAGCAGGAGGGGAAGGUACAGUUUGUGAUCGACGCGGUGUACGCCAUGGCCCACGCCCUGCACAGAAUGCACCUGGACCUCUGUCCCGGAGCCACGGGCGUCUGCGACAAGAUGGACCCAGUGGAGGGGCAGCUGCUGCUCAGCUACAUCCGUGCUGUCACCUUCAACGGCAGUGCUGGGACUGCUGUAAUGUUCAAUGAGAACGGAGACGCUCCAGGGCGGUAUGAUAUCUUCCAGUACCAGCUCUCCAACACCUCCACGCCUGGCUACAGAGUCAUCGGACAAUGGACUAACAACCUUCUGCUGAACGUGGAGGACAUGCGGUGGUCAGGCGGCGAGCGGGCGGUCCCUGACUCCGUCUGCAGUUUCGCCUGCAAGCCGGGGGAGCGCAAGAAGAUGGUGAAAGGGGUGGCGUGCUGCUGGCACUGUGAGUUGUGCGAUGGCUACCGCUACCAGGUGGAUGAGUUCACCUGUGAGGCGUGCCCCUUUGACACGCGCCCGGACGAGAACCACACCGCCUGCCGCCCCACGCCCAUCGUCAAGCUGGAGUGGCACUCACCCUGGGCCCUGCUGCCCGUGUUCCUGGCCAUCCUGGGCAUCCUGGCCACCUCGUCGGUCAUCGGCGUCUUCCUGAGGUUCAACGACACGCCCAUCGUGCGGGCGUCUGGCCGCGAGCUCAGCUAUGUGCUGCUCGCCGGGAUCUUCCUGAUCUACGGCAUCACUUUCCUGAUGAUCGCCGAGCCGGGAGCCGUGGUGUGCGCUUUCCGCAGGCUCUUCCUGGGUCUGGGGAUGUGCAUCAGCUACGCGGCGCUGCUCACCAAAACCAAUCGCAUCUACCGGAUCUUCGAGCAGGGCAAGAGAGCCGUCACCCCGCCCAGGUUUAUCAGCCCCACCUCCCAGCUGGGCAUCACGUUCAGCCUUGUCUCCUUCCAGGUUCUGGGGGUCUUCAUCUGGUUUGGGGUGACUCCCCCUCAUACCACCGUCGACUACGAGGAGCAGCGGCCCCCGAACCCAGAGCUGGCCCGCGGGAUCUUGAAGUGCGACAUGUCCGACCUGUCCCUGAUCUGCUGCCUGAGCUACAGCCUGGUGCUGAUGGUGACUUGCACCGUCUACGCUGUGAAGAGUCGCGGGGUGCCGGAGACCUUCAACGAGGCCAAGUCCAUCGGCUUCACCAUGUACACCACCUGCAUCAUCUGGCUGGCUUUCGUGCCCAUCUUCUUUGGGACCGCGCAGUCCACCGAGAAGAUGUACAUCCAGACCACCACGCUGACCGUCUCCAUGAGCCUCAGCGCCUCCGUGUCCCUGGGGCUGCUGUAUGUCCCGAAGGUCUACGUGAUCCUCUUCCACCCAGAGCGGAACGUGCCGAAACGCAAGCGCAGCUUCAAGGCCGUGGCCCAGGUGGCCACCAUGUCCACGAGACUCGCGCAGAACGGGGAGCCCAAGCCCGAGGAGAGCCAGGAGAGCAAGUAGCAGCACAAGAGCACUCCCAAGAUGGCUUACAUCAACUACAGCAGAUGUCUAGCGACAGCGGUGAGAUAGAUGGAGAAGCGUACAGACACCCCAGAAGCAGAACGCUGCAUUCCAACGGCACAGACAUGGCACAGCGCAACUCUGUGUGAAGUGUAUUCUGAAGCACAGACCUGUGGGAGAAUGUCAAAUUGUGCUGAUUCAAUUAAAAGAAGAUAGACUGAGACGGUACCACACCAAACAAAGAGAAAAAAAAUGACCAAAAAAAAAAAAAAAUCAUUUAAUAAAAUUAAGAAUAAAAGUGUCCGUGUCCGUCCGUCCGCCCCCAUUAAAAAAAAACAAAAAAACACAGUUGAGAACGGAUUUGAUAUUAGAUUGUUGGAUCUUGAGUCUAGUGCUUGUAAGUCUGGUUAGCUAGUUCUGUGCCAGCCUCCUUCACACUAGCAUGGGAAUACUGGGGUGUGGCUGUGAGGUGCUUCUGGUUAUAUUGUCAUAGACCCCCUAACUCCUCUCGCGUUGCUAUGAGGUCUGUAAACAUUCACAGUGAAGCAUGUUGCAUUUACUUAAAAGCUAAGAGUAGUUUAAUGCGUAUAUAUAUAU
Messenger RNA from Polyodon spathula (Mississippi paddlefish), 3561 nucleotides. RefSeq names its product metabotropic glutamate receptor 6-like. The record is from RefSeq and is a predicted model, not a curated record. Gene Ontology annotation, biological process: G protein-coupled glutamate receptor signaling pathway; regulation of synaptic transmission, glutamatergic. The coding region runs from base 262 to 2964 and encodes 900 amino acids. Gene Ontology annotation, cellular component: membrane. Lineage: Eukaryota; Metazoa; Chordata; Actinopteri; Acipenseriformes; Polyodontidae. The transcript is spliced from 13 exons. Gene Ontology annotation, molecular function: adenylate cyclase inhibiting G protein-coupled glutamate receptor activity.